AUGCCGCCGAUUCCGUUCCAACCGUCGCACAAGUCGCCCUUCAAGAGCACCCUGUCCACGUCCCAGCAGGGACGCAGACGCUCCGACCAGACCCAGGCCCUGACGGGCCCGGCAACUAGCCAGGGCCACGAGGGACCACCGAGCAGCAUCGACCCUGCACUGCUGAAUCCUGAUGACUGGACGCUUCUCGCAGAGGGCGCAAAGAAUCUCUUGCUGCGGUACAAGGGCCCAAGUCGAUUCCCGUUUGUACACAGCUCUUCCACGGGGACAGGCGACGAAGCGAGAGUUGCGCUGAGAAUUCCUAAGCGAGACAGAGGGUCGUCGUCAUCAUCAUCUUCGUCAUCAACAGCAGCUAAGAAGACGGAUAGCGAAGAAGAUGAUGGCAGCCUAGACGCACUACAAUGGAGGCGCACAGUCAUUGAACCGCUUCUGGCUCCCCUGUCGAUGUCAUCCCUUCUUCCACCGCUCUUUCCCGUCGUCGUUGCGGGCGACGAGCAGCGGGCCAAACUCCGAGCCUUUCUCGACGUCAUGGCGUCGAGAAUCGAGGUGCUGCGAAAGAUGGAGAGGCGCAAAGCCUCGGGCAUUGAUACCGGGGACCAAGCUCUCGACUGUAUCUGGGCGACGCAGGACCUGAGCGCAGGGAACCACCGUGGAGACGUCUAUGCAUUUGAGAUUAAGCCCAAGUGCGGCUUCAGACCCCAAGGCAAAAAUCUUUCGGACGAGAGCCGAGCACCCAAGACGCAGCAUUCUCGCUACAAGAUGCACCGGAUCCUCAAGCAGGCAAAGGGAGGGGACAAGAAGCCCUUUUCGAGGCAAGAGUGGGAGGGUCUCUUUGAUCCUUUGGACCUGUUUAGUGGCCAAUCUGCGCGGGUGGAUCGCGCCAUCGAGUCGCUGUGGUCGGACUGGAAGCAGCCCUCGAGAACGGAGGAGAGGACUAACCUGUGCGUCUUUCGAAACGGCGUGGCACUGCAGCCGGAGCAAUUACAGCAGCAGCAGCAGCAGCAGCACAACGUCCUCUUCUCUCACUUUCGGCAGAUUGUUAAGAGCGCGGCUGUCGAGCGCGUUCUCAAGCACCUUGUCGAGCUCCAGCACGUAUUUGAUCAGAGCGACAUUGAGGGAGUCGCGAAAAGGUGGCAAGAGGAGAUCGGGACGCCGUUUGGCGUGGGAACCGAGCACGGCCCCGCAGCUGAGGUGAUGAGGGCCGCCUCGCUGGCGGAAUAUGCCGAGGCUGUCCAGCGUGGACUCCACCGUCUGUCCACGCCAGGAGGGCAACCAGCGUCAGGAUCCUCGUCGACGACAGCGACGAGUCUCAGGCAAGACAUUGUGGACCUGCUCCUGUCGGCCAUGUGGAAGGACUGCAGCCUGUUCUUGCGCUCGGACGAGGGGUCAGGCGAGUUAAAGGUACAUCUGGUCGAUUUAGACCCGAAAAGCAUCGAGAAGCUCCGACACUGGAAGCAGCUCGAUGAGGAUGUCGUUGCUGCCUACAAAGCUUGGUCAGAAUCACUUGCUGCGUGA
This is a messenger RNA of Acaromyces ingoldii, 1515 nucleotides long. RefSeq lists its product as hypothetical. The transcript is spliced from 2 exons. The record is from RefSeq and is a predicted model, not a curated record. Lineage: Eukaryota; Fungi; Basidiomycota; Exobasidiomycetes; Exobasidiales; Cryptobasidiaceae. Gene Ontology annotation, biological process: inositol phosphate biosynthetic process. Gene Ontology annotation, cellular component: nucleus. Gene Ontology annotation, molecular function: inositol-1,3,4,5,6-pentakisphosphate 2-kinase activity; ATP binding. The coding region runs from base 1 to 1515 and encodes 504 amino acids.